CGCCUGGCAAGUUAGAGGGUCAAACCACUCACUCAGCUUAUCUUCGCACCACCGCCCUUCCCUGGGACAGAGGACUACCGAGACCGUCAAUUCCCCAUCCUCCGGCAAAACCCGAGGAUUAUACACUGGAGGAGAAGGAACUUGCGUCGGGAUCCAGUUUGAAUCGAGCAAAGGAGCCUUCUGACCAUCCAACAAGUAAUUGAAAGCAUUCGUAUUCACAAUACCAUCCUUCAAAUUACAUUAAAAAGAAAAUUUAUGAAAAUUCAAAAUUUUCAACCACCUCAACUAUGAAUCCGUUGGCUCCCUGUUCUUGUUUCUACUCCCUCCCCAAAUUCAACUUUAAAAACAAAAAAAAUAAAAUUCCACUUAAAAAGUUGAAGGCAAAUAAGAGGGAGGGAGGAGACACUACUUCUCCUUCUCCAUAAACUCUCUCCUGUUCCUCCUCACUCCCACUCCUUUCUCUAGUUCUCCUUCACUCUCCUCCUUCCUUCCCUCUCUAACUCUCUCUCUCUCCCCCAUUCACAGGCGUGGAUUUUGGCUUUCAUUGCUUUCUCUCUCUACCCUUUUCCUCUGUUUUCUUCUUCUCACUCUGUUCCUCUGUUUCUCUGUUCCCUCUGCUUUGUCUGAAAAUCAUCGCCCAUCAUCAUUCCACCAUGUCUCAUUCUUCCAGCUAGCCUCCAACACCACACCUUUCUCUCACUACCCCCCACCACCACUGUUCUGCUCCUUGUUUCUUUCUCUCUGCCAUCGCUAGAAAACAGAGCAAACCAACAAACCCAACAAACAGAGCAAACCAGAAACCCAUGGAGCGAUCAACAUCUUCCUCCGCCUCGAGACGCCAUCACAACAAUAGCAACAGCACCAAUAACCCAUCUUUCUCCUCCACUCUCCUCGACGCCAUCUACCGCUCCUUCGACGAUACCUCCUCCGCCGCCGCCGGCGGCGGCGGCAAGAACAUGAAGUUCUACAGCGAGAAGGAAAUCGCAGCCGCAGCAGCGAGGAAAGGAAAUUAUUACAGUGCUCGUAAUUUGGGGAAAGAAGAGAAUGGCUAUGAGACAAUGAAGCAGAAGAACAAGAAGCAGAAUCAGAAGAGCUCUGGCUAUGGAUGUGAGGAAGAGGCAGAGCGUGAGAAACAGAGGAGGCUUCUCCUUCAAAACGCCGCGUUUCGUGAGGUGCGAAGGAAAUCAGGGGUUGAGUACUCGAGCUCCAGCUCGUCGGAUUCGAGCAACGGAACCGGCGCCGGGUUCUCUUCCUCCGACGACUCGUUCUCCAUCCCUGUCCCCAGAUCCCAAGUUCUCAAGCCGAUUCGAACCUCUACCACCGCCUCAUCGGAAGCCAGGCUGCGGCAGGAAAAAUCAGACGUUGGCGGCGGCGGCGGCGGAGGAUUUGUGAAGAAGAAAUCGAGAUCGUUGAAGAACAUCUACGGCGACUUGAAGAAAGUGAAGCAGCCGAUUUCACCGGGCGGCCGACUCGCCAGCUUCCUCAACUCGCUCUUCACCGCCGGCACCGCCAAGAAAGCGAAGAUGGGCGGCGACAGGGACGAGAUCCGGCCUUCUAAUUCUACUUCGGCGUGCUCCUCUGCUUCAUCGUUUUCCCGGUCGUGCUUGAGCAAAACGCCGUCGUCCCGCGGCGGCGGAGGGGGGAAGCGGUCAGUGAGGUUUUACCCGGUCAGCGUCAUCGUCGACGAGGAUUCCCGGCCGUGCGGGCACAAGAGCGUGUACGGCGAGCGGCGUGAGGACGCAAUGGCGAUAUCGACGACGAGGGUGGUCUCCGCCGGAAUCAACAAUCCGGCGGCGGCGGUGGCGGUGAGUGAGGAACUGAAGUAUCGCGUAAUGAGCGAGAGCCGCCGCGUGGAGGAGGUAGCGAGGGAGCUUUUGAAGAGUUAUAAUCAGAGGAAGAGCGCCGCCGCGGUCGAGGAAGAGCUGUUUUCGUGGCGCCGACGUGGAGAUGAGGUGGAGAUGGAGGUCGAGGAGGAUGACGACGUGGCAAGCUGUGCCAGCUCGGAUUUGUUCGAGCUGGACAAUCUCUCGUCGAUUGAAGGGAUCGAGAGGUACAGAGAGGAAUUACCGGUUUAUGAAACUACCCAUCUCAAAACCAAUCGAGCGAUUGCCAACAGUUUAGUCUAUUAAUCAUCGUCGCAUAUUUUCCGUCGCUAAUAGUAAUGUAUCAAGAAAAGAAGUUAAACAAUCGGGAUUGGGGAAUUUUAGUUUUUAAGAGUUUCUAACUAGUUAUUUUUCUCAAUUUUCGUAAAUUGAAUAUUGUGUGGGGGAAUUUUAAUUUUACAUCAAGGAAGAGAACAAGAUUUCUCUUUUAUUAGUUAUAAAUGUUAACCAUCUUCCCUUCUCUUUGGUUUUGAUUAUCUUGGGUAUAUGUAUAUAUGAGUGGAAAUAUUGGGGUUGAGAAAUUUGAGUUCUAAGUUUUUAUCUAAUGUAUUUUUUUUUUUGUUGUUGUUGUUUAUCUAAUGUAUAUUGAAUCUUGUGGGUUGUUGUCAAUAUACAAAAAUGAUUUAUUUGGUUAACUAAAAAUGGUUAGAUAAUGAAUAUACCUUUAUAUAUAUUUAGCAGAAUUGAGCAAGAUAGAUGGCGCCGGUUGAAGGAACUAGUUAGAAAUGGUUAGAUAAUGAAUAUACUUUUAUAUAUUUAGCCAAAUAACUAGCUAACCUACUAAGUUAGUUUGAUAAACAUGUUAACUACUCGAGUUAUAUCAAUUUUCUAACAACAGAGCAGUCAGUUUCGUAUAAUGGUAGGUAGUGAAGGUAUUCCAAUAUUAACCAUAUUCUUUAUUUUUGCUUGAAUUAUCAAGUGUGUGUAUAUUCAAGUGGACUCAUUAGCAUUGUCUAUAAUUAGGUGGUUGAUUUGGUGGAAUUUAAAAAGUAUAUGGUUGGUUGUGUAGAAUUAUGAAUCCUACCAAGAACUUAAUGGAGGUUAGGGAACAAAUAUAUAAUACCCAAACAAUACAAAACUUUAUUCCCCAUUGUUUAAACUAACCCUUUAUUGUCCAAAAUUAUCGGAAAUAAUUAAUAUGGUUUAACUAUGCAUUAAAGUGCCAUGAUCAAGAUCUUGUUAAGAGAUGGGAGUGGGAAAUCUUGAACAAGUAUGUGCAUGAGAGACUGUGAUGAUUUUACUUAAUUGUUUAUGUUUGCAAAUGAUAUUUUAAUUGAAUUGAUGUGAAAGGAUGUUUAAGAGCCUCUUCCCACAUGAUGAGAAAUUAAUAAUGGAAGGGGGUAAAAGAAGGAGGUUAAAAGAAGCAAGAUGAAGAUUUUCUAACUUGGGGAAUCUAGAAUUAUAAUGGAAGAAAAUUUAAAAGACGCUUACUUUUUUCACCCCAUUUUGUAAUUAGAAUAUAUUGGACUAGUAGGGCCUUCUUUCUCCUUCAAACCAACAACUUAAUUGUCUAGUUGAAGUGUGUUUUUUCCAUCUCACACUUUUUUUCAAUUAGUUGUCGUUUGCAUUCCUAUUCGUAUCACUAACUAAUUGUGUUCAAAUAUACAAGUGAAGCGAAAGAGGUCCAACCCAAUUGAUAGGGAGGUGUAUUGGUACGGGAGAGAAAUCAUAAGUUUAAUUUCUCUUCGUCAAUUGUUGCUCUGUUUAAGUAGCACAUAUCCAGCCAGUGAUCAAUGACCUGUCUAUAAUGAAGUGGUGAACAUAAUUUGAUGGGCAAUAUGUUUGUAAGAUGUUGGGGGUAUUAUGAGCAAGGCCCAAUGGGCGACAAAUUGGGCUUCCAAACAGCCGAAUUGGGGGGCAAGGCCCAACCAAGGUGGAGGGCACAUAAGGACAAGUCACUAGAAGCCAAAGGGGGCCAGGCUGUCAUGUGGUCCAGCGUCUGCGGGUGCCUGUCACAUGCCAGAAGCCUGACAAGGUGGUUGGGAUAUCUGACCAGAAAGGGACAAAGCAUUAAAUGGAGACAGUGAGG
Linum trigynum is the source of this 3912-nucleotide messenger RNA. NCBI's taxonomy places the organism in Eukaryota, Viridiplantae, Streptophyta, Magnoliopsida, Malpighiales, Linaceae. The record is from the annotation of a GenBank genome assembly.